ACUUACCUGAGUCAAGGUAUCUAGGAGAAUCUCGACAAUGCUAUGGCACCGGGACGGCGACCCUUAGCACGACAUGCAAGCUUCUCUCCCCCUAUAUCUCCGAGCCUACUUCGGCAAUGUUAGCAGGUCCCGAUCUCUGGCGGUCUCGUAUAUCUACCAUGCUGCCAGGCCAUGGUCUUCAUCUACUGCUUGCAGGGCAAAGCUUCCGCGGAACUACAGGCCAGCGAGACGGAGGUUCGAUCUUCUUCGACAGCUGGACGAAAAGUCGCACGCUGAAGACUACUACAUAACAGCCAAACUUGCCAAAAGGCUGGGAGAGCUCGGGUUUCGGUCUAUUCCAAUUGUAGUGAAGCUAUUCAAUCACCAACGAGCCGAGCUGGAGCGCUCAAAGGCGGCAGCAGAUAGAGCCAUAAAGCUGUCAACAAUAAACCAAAAAUGGAUCCGUACAUACGAAGAAGCUCUCAGUUACGACGAGGUCGCAUUACUAACAGACCCAAAGAUACUGCCUCGGAUCUUCGAAGUGUUUGGUGAAGCAGAUUUCCAUAGACAAAACCGGCAGAGGUGGCAACGAUUGGGGUAUUAUACACUUUGCGCAGCUUUCGAGGCAGGCGAAGUCGAGGCCGCAUUGAAGGUGGCCUUUCUCGAGUACGGGCAGCAUGGCAAGGUGCAACGCCGGACAGCUGAAUUCAUCAAACAGCAUGCGAUGAAGAUGACUGACUGGCGCACAAUGACAGUCUGGAUCUUCCUCACGACCCAGGAGUCCCAUACCAAAGAGGUCGCAAGAGACAACUAUCUAAUGGCGAAGAAGCUCGACUCUAUGCUCGAGCCCAGCAAACGAACCAUGGAAAGGACUGAGAUAUUCCAGAAUUACAGGCCACCAUGGCAGCUAGUAUUCUCAGCGGCGAAUCACUAUUUGUCGCAUUUCGACAAGCACGAUCCAGAAGGGGACCCAGUCCAAGAAGAUCUGGAAAGGGCGGUCCGUGAGGGGGUUGAGAAAUGGAAAGAUCCUGAAGCUGCUCAUGAACUACUCCUUUUACCGAACGAGGUCAAGAAGUUCUCGGACCGCUGGGUGUCUCUCAUGACGAUGUCUGCAAUGGACGGCAGUGGAGAGCAUUGUGUCAGGCUUGCACUAUAUCACCUUGCCAGGGAUGGUUGGCUCUCUCACCAUCUGGACGAGAACGACGAAUGGGUCGCUGUCGAUCGCAAAGAGAAGCCAAAGAGCUGGGUGGGGAUUGAAUGGCUGGGGCUUAGCGCCGCGUUGGAGAACGGAAAUGCUAGCAUCAAGACGAAGCGGUAUCUGAGGUUGGCACUCUUGCUGCGGGAGCAUGGCCUUGCUAAAGAAGCGCUUCUAUGGUUUUCCACUGCCAAGUCAGACCUCCAGGACCAAUGCAUAGACCCGGACGGGAAAUGGGUUGAUUACAUUGACGGAUUUGAGAAACACUGGUUCAACGACGAGUUUGUCACAAGAAGCUCCGAGGACAAUUGGUUUCUUGAACCAGAUGAGGACAAGGCCAAAAAAGCGUCAGAGCGAUCGAAGAAGAUUAAAAAUCCUGACUGAAGACGAGGCCAGCACACAUGGAGCACAGUGCUUCGACAAAAUCUGGCACUUCGAAAGAAGUUGAACCGCGAGGACUCCAAUCCUUCAAGAUAUACUGAGGAACAAUACCUCCUGCAACGUUGACGAAGUGACUGGAGUCUCUUAGGCAGCAUCAACCUCCUAGUCACGACGUAUAUAAUCGGCAAGCUGUGGCAUCAGACACUGUUUCAGCGGCGUCAGGGGAUGAUAUCCUUCACGCGUCUAUCCUGGUCCAGUGCCCAGCGCUGCACUACCACCGGACUAAUGAGUUGCAAGGUUCGGACCUGUUUCUGAACGCUUAUGCGAGUUCGAGAACUGCUAGAAUGCGACAGCCACUCUGUCCGAAAAAUCUCUUCUACUUACAAAAUGGUCCCGUCCGUGCACCACUUGAUCGCUCACCGAGACACGUCUAGGAUCAGCCGGCAUUGGGGCAUAGCACUGCUCUCCAGAUACAAGUCAAGAAGGAUCUCACUCCCAGACACUUCGAGACAGGAGAUAGUCAUGGAACCUUGACGGUCACUUGUAUAGUACUUCUGAAUAUGUAUACAACGCAGCGAAAUAUUGCUGUCGGAAUAAGAAGGGAGAAGCAUUUCACCGCUCAACAUUGG
Exophiala xenobiotica is the source of this 2184-nucleotide messenger RNA. RefSeq lists its product as uncharacterized. The transcript is spliced from 2 exons. Lineage: Eukaryota; Fungi; Ascomycota; Eurotiomycetes; Chaetothyriales; Herpotrichiellaceae. The coding region runs from base 74 to 1558 and encodes 494 amino acids. The record is from RefSeq and is a predicted model, not a curated record.